AUGCCUGUUAAUGAAUUGAAUCAAAUAGUAGCCGAACCAAUCCCGGACUGGGAACCAAGACCACAUCCAGAAAAUGUCACUUUGGAAGGUAAAUUAUGUACAAUUGUCCCAUUAGACCCUGAAAUACAUUGUCCAGUACUUUUCGAAGCUUAUCAAUUGGAAAAAGAUAAUGGUAUGUGGACUUUCUUACCAUUUGGUCCAUACAAGAAUGCUGAUGAACUUACCGAGGCUUUUGAUCACUGGAUGAAGACAAAAGAUGAUACAUAUUUUGCUAUUAUUGAUAACAAGACUAAGAAACCUGUUGGACAAUAUUCUUUGAGAAGAUGUGAUCCAACAAACGGUGUAGUUGAAGUUGGUGGUGUCAUCUUCUCACCUCUUUUAAAAAGAAGUAGGACUGCUACAGAGGCUCAUUAUCUGUUAGCCGAAUAUGUAUUUGAUACUCUUCAUUACAGAAGAUAUGAAUGGCAAUGUAAUAGUUUGAACAAACCAUCUCACAAUGCAGCAGUGAGAAUGGGAUUCCAAUUCGAAGGUGUUCAUAGACAAAUAUCUGUUGUAAAAGGUAGAAACAGAGAUACCCAUUGGUUGUCUAUGUUGGAUCAUGAAUGGCCAGUGUGUAAGCAAGCCUUUGAGAAAUGGUUAGAUGAUUCCAAUUUUGAUGCAGAUGGUAUGCAAUUACAACGUCUACAGGAGAUUAGAGUAUCUUUAUCCACAUAA
Maudiozyma saulgeensis is the source of this 714-nucleotide messenger RNA. The record is from the annotation of a GenBank genome assembly. NCBI's taxonomy places the organism in Eukaryota, Fungi, Ascomycota, Saccharomycetes, Saccharomycetales, Saccharomycetaceae.